Messenger RNA from Penicillium cataractarum, 1383 nucleotides. Its product is annotated as PI-PLC domain-containing protein. The record is from RefSeq and is a predicted model, not a curated record. NCBI's taxonomy places the organism in Eukaryota, Fungi, Ascomycota, Eurotiomycetes, Eurotiales, Aspergillaceae. The transcript is spliced from 3 exons. Bases 1 to 1383 code for a protein of 460 amino acids. Gene Ontology annotation, biological process: lipid metabolic process. Gene Ontology annotation, molecular function: phosphoric diester hydrolase activity.
AUGAGGUGGUCCUCUCUUGCAUUGGCCCUCCUCGUAGGAGUCACUACUGCGGCCGACACCACAACCUCCGAAUCCACCACUAGCAAAUCCGAUUCUUCUACCUCCAUAAACCUGUCGACAGCAUCUACCGUGACCGACCCAAGCACCGUGGCCAUUCCAUCGGGCCAUUAUAUCACCUACAGCACCACAAUUACCCUUGACAAUGGCAAUUCCUCCGUUCUGGUCUCCACGACGGCCGCUCCCAAUGCCACAGCGACCACCUCGGGCAACCAGACUAUCACAUCCACUACAUCCGACUCGGUGACAGUCUUGGUUGGCGGGGGGCACACGACAACUCUCGGAAAUGGGACUAUGAAUGCCACGACUACCGCUUCGUCCACUUCGACACAGACAGCAGUCGUCAACACUCGCCCGUGCAAUAACUAUGCCGAGUUCUGCACGCGCAAUUAUUCCAACAUCACCAUGGUUGCAGCCCAUAACAGUCCCUUCGUGCGCCAGGGCAACGCUGCUGCCAAUCAGGCACUAGAUGUAACAGCCCAACUGGACGACGGUAUUCGAAUGCUUCAAUUCCAAGUCCACUAUCAAAAUGGCACUAUGAUGUUAUGCCACACAUCCUGUGAUAUCCUCAACGUCGGCACUCUCGAAGACUACCUCACUACCGUCUACCAAUGGAUGCGCAAGAACCCCUACGACGUCGUUACAAUCCUCAUCGGAAACUACGACUACGUCUCCCCAGAGAACUUCACCGCUCCAAUCGAGGCCUCCGGUCUGAAAGAUAUGGCCUACACCCCAUCCCAGAUCCCCAUGGGUCUGGACGACUGGCCGACACUAUCAGAGAUGAUUCUCACUGGCAAGCGCGCCGUGUUUUUCAUGGAUUACCAGGCAAACCAGACCGCCGUCCCGUGGCUGAUGGAUGAGUUUUCGCAAAUCUGGGAGACGCCGUUUUCGCCGACGGAUGCAAACUUCCCUUGCACCGAGCAGCGGCCUCCUAAUUUGUCGACUAAGGAUGCGAAGAGUCGCAUGUAUAUGGCGAAUCAUAACUUGAAUCUGGAACUUAGUUUGGGUUCUUUCAGCAUGCUCAUCCCGAAUACUGCCGUUAUCACCGAGACUAAUGCUGUCAAUGGCAAUGGAAGUCUGGGCUGGAUGGCGAAGAACUGUACCCGUGACUGGGACCGUCCACCCAACUUCUUGCUGGUGGAUUACUAUAACUACGGCAACUUCAAUGGCUCCGUCUUCGAAGUCGCCGCUGAGAUGAACAACGUCACUUAUAACCGCACCUGCUGCGGCCAAGAAUCUUCCGCCGUGCCUGGCAUGUCGACAGCCAGUAUCUCAACGAUGCUGGUGAUCGCAGCUGGCGUACAGUUCUUCCUGUCCGCAUUCUGA